Rana temporaria (common frog) is the source of this 2486-nucleotide messenger RNA. It is a transcript of the gene NGFR, whose product is annotated as nerve growth factor receptor. NCBI's taxonomy places the organism in Eukaryota, Metazoa, Chordata, Amphibia, Anura, Ranidae. Gene Ontology annotation, molecular function: death receptor activity; nerve growth factor binding; coreceptor activity. Gene Ontology annotation, biological process: Rho protein signal transduction. The record is from RefSeq and is a predicted model, not a curated record. Gene Ontology annotation, cellular component: cell surface; plasma membrane. The transcript is spliced from 6 exons. Bases 95 to 1297 code for a protein of 400 amino acids.
GCUUGUCAGGGCUUUAGGGGCAGGUGUAGCUGAAUCGUGGAGCUGCAUUCUGCAUCUGACUGUCACUACACUACACCAUACCAUCAUCAGCUCUAUGGGACCAGGAGGAAUGGAGACAGCCCUGCUACUUCUUCUAGGCAGCAUACUGUUGGUGGGUGCAGAGGACUGCCCGACAAAACAAUACACCACAGGCGGAGAGUGCUGCAGGGCCUGCGGAGCUGGAGAGGGUGUCAUACAGGAAUGUGGGGUGAACCAGACUGUCUGUGAAUCCUGUCUGGACAGUGUAACUUAUUCUGACACCACCAGUCACAAGGAAGCUUGCAAGGAAUGCACUGAGUGCCACGGUAACAGGCGCAUGAUUGCCCCCUGCGUGGAAACAGACGAUGCCCUCUGUGCUUGUGCCUACGGGUUCUACAAAAAUGAACGAACUGAAGAAUGUAAUCCAUGCAGGACGUGUCCCAUUGGAUAUGGCAUGAUCCUGUCCUGUUCCAUGAACCAGGAUACGGUGUGUGAAAAAUGCCCAGAAUGGACAUUCUCAAAUGUCGACAACAAUAUGGACCCCUGCCUGCCAUGCACUAUCUGUGAGGAUGAUGAGGUGACAUUAACAGAAUGCACAUUGACUUCAGACACAGAAUGUUUCGAUCCAAACCCACGUGUGGCAUCGGUGACUCCAUUCUUGGACACCACUAUGCAGGACACCACCAUGACUGAUCCGGAGUUAACAGGCACAACGCCAGGGAGAUCGCAGCCAAUUCCUCCAAGCGGGGCCGCUGAGAACCUCAUUCCUGUCUAUUGUUCCAUUUUGGCUGCUGUUAUUGCUGGGCUGGUGGCAUUCAUUGUUUUUAAACGGUGGAACAGCUGUAAGAAGAACAAGCAAGGAGGAAAUAGCCACACAGUGAACCAAACUCCGUCCCCCGAGGGGGAGAAACUACACAGUGACAGUGGGAUCUCUGUCAAUAGCGACAGUACUGCCGAGCAACCCGCAGGACAUAUGCAAGGCAAAAAUGACCUUCACCUUUACAACAGCCUCGCACCACACAAACAGGAAGAGGUGGAGAAACUCCUGACCAGCUCCUUGGAGCAGACAUGGAAAAACUUAGCUGGAGAACUUGGCUACCAAGAUGAACUAAUAGACACCUUCACACAAGAUGAGUUCCCAGUACGAGCGCUGCUUUCUGACUGGUCCAGCAAGGACAGCGCCACCACCGAGUCCCUCUACUCAGCUCUCCGCAAAAUCCAGAGGGAGGACAUCGCCCAGAGCUUGUACAGCGACUCCACUGCUACCUCGCCAGUGUAACCGAGACAUAGUAGGACAGAAGGAAGAUGUUUCAUAUUGAUAUUUCUCAAUAGAGCAUCCCGCACGAGAUGUGAAGGAAAGUUUUCCCCUUUGCCCCCCAAAAUCCCCCAACCUCCCUUUAUACCCAGUAUUAACGGACAAUCCGUCUGCACUGAAGCAUUAUUUUCAGUAUUGUGGUGUGUAAUCUUCUCUAUGGACCUCUCAUGUCCUGCAUCUCCAGGUUUCUCACUGUGAUGGACCUAAGACUUUAAGAUAAGGAGUUGCAAGCUGUGGAUGAUCAGACAUUGUUUUGAGAAUUCUAAGGUGCACCCACCUCCCUCUUUCUUCGGUCUUUUUAAAUCUUCUAGGUUUUAUGUUUUUUUUUUUUAUAGGCCUUGACUGGUGACCCCCUCCCGCUGCCCCACGCCCACCAAAAAACCCUAGGGGCUGCAACCCUCUAGGAUCUUUUUAAGGGAAUUUGAGGGCUUUGUGCAGUAGAGGGUUAUUGUGGCUCUAGAUUCAGAAGGUUAUUUUACAGACGCACUUAGAAAUACAGCACCUUAUGCUGCACAAAGAUUGUGUCCGAAUUCUAGAGUGUUAAUAAUUCAUUCAGGUAAUGCAGCUUAAUGAUCCAGAGACCGUCUUAAAUGUACCCAUUGUCUACAUCUACGACAUUAUUGAUAUCUAGUGUUAGUGCUUUAGGAUCCUUAGUAUUAAUGCCUUAGGAGCAAUCAGAACCUAGCUUUCGUUCUUCUAUAACCAUAUAAAAGAUUAAAACAAGUAUCCAAUGGUUUAGCCUUAAGAUUUACAGCAGACCAUGUCAAAACACACCUCUAGGUCCGUGUUGUGUCCAGCUUGUGACAUAUAACCUGCUCUAUCCCCCCUUUCCUCCUUUUUCACAAUGACCUCCUGAGUAUGGAAAGUUUUCAUCCUUCUGUGAGGAUAAAUAAUCUGCUGACUCGCUCAUGUUUUGUGUUCCUCAGGAUUAACAGUAUUAGAGUUUAUAACUGUUAGCUGAACUGUUACAUGAAGCUGUGAUAACAGCUUCCACCUCUUAUAAAAGCACUUCCAACCAUAGAGAUGGUCAUAGUGGGUGAGGUUGUUUUACAAAUCAAGGGAAGUCAUGAAUUUGCACCAAUAAUCCAUUAUAUAAAACUGGUAAUUGUGAAAAACAUAGCUUAGUACCUUUAAUAAAAGGUUUGUAAAAUAU